This is a messenger RNA of Oncorhynchus tshawytscha (Chinook salmon), 3267 nucleotides long. Its product is annotated as B-cell receptor CD22-like. The transcript has 13 exons. NCBI's taxonomy places the organism in Eukaryota, Metazoa, Chordata, Actinopteri, Salmoniformes, Salmonidae. The coding region runs from base 110 to 3244 and encodes 1044 amino acids. The record is from RefSeq and is a predicted model, not a curated record.
CCAACCACAGAACUCACACUUCUUGUUUCUAUGCCCUGCUACGCCAGUAAGUUGACUCACUGUACAAUACCUCUCCUCUUCACUCUACUGCAGGGUGGGAGAUGCAACAAUGGCCUUGAGAACAGCAGGAAGUGUGUUGGUGGUCUUUCUCUGGUCUGUAGCAGUUGUACUGGGUCAGGAUGGCUGGAGUGUUACAUACACCCCUCAGAGUAUCUGUACCUUGAAGGGGUCAACAGUGGAGAUGUCCUGCUCUUACACAUAUCCCAGUGGUUAUAUCGUCACAUCAACCUUCUGGUUCACUAAAAAUGAUGCUGAGGGGAAUCCUGUUAGUCUGAGUGAUGACGCAGACUACAAAGCUCGUGUGACGUAUCAUAAAGAUAACAAGAAUGACUGCACUCUGAGAAUCACAGACCUGAGAGAGAGUGACUCAGCUACGUACAUGUUCAGAUUUAUAACAGAUCAGACUGGAGGGAGAUUUACUGGCAACCCUGGAGUCACUCUGUCUGUCACAGAUCUGCAGGUGAAGGUGACUCCUUAUUCAGUUGUAUCAGCGUGGAAGACACUGACUUGCACCACCUGUGUUCUGACUGGUAACCCCACCUACAUCUGGUACAAGAACGGACAGAUAGUAACUGACAACACUUCUCCCUAUUCAGUCUACCCUGAUGCUGCAGACAGCUACUCCUGUGCUGUAAAAUCCAAUGAGGAUCUCCACACUCCUGCAGUGUGUGUUGUGGGUGAGAGCUGUAUGAAUGUGACUUACACCCAUCAGAGUAUCUGUGCUUUGAAAGGGUCAACAGUGGACAUAUCCUGCUUUUACACACAUCCCAGUUGGCAUAACGUCACAGAAGUGUCCUGGUUCAGCAAAUGGGAGACUGGUGUAACUAACGAUCUGAGCCUGAACCCAGAAUAUGCAGAUCGUGUGGAAUACCAUCGACAAACAGACAAGGACUCCACUCUAAAAAUCACAGACCUGAGGGAAAGAGACUCAACUGAGUACAAGUUCAGAUUUAAAACAGUUCAUGCAGAAUGGGGAUAUACCUUCUCUGGAACAACUCUGUCUGUCACAGGUCUGCAGGUGGCGAUGACUCCUGCCACAGUGACUGAGGGACAGAGAGUGACACUGGACUGUAGGACCAUCUGUACUCUGACUGAUAACCCCAACCCCUCCUACAUCUGGUACAAGUUAGGCCAGCGCCUCACCAACCAAAAUAACAGCCUGAUCCUCAACCCAGUCAGCAGUGAGGAUGCAGGCAGAUACUCCUGUGCUGUAGAAGGCUUUGAGGAUCUCCACUCUCCUGAAGAGACUCUCACUGUCAAAUAUGGCCCAAAGAACACACUGGCAUCAAUCCGUCUCUCUGAUGAAAUAGUGGAGGGCAGUUCAGUGACUCUGACCUGCAUCAGUGAUGCCAACCCACCUGUGGACAAAUACACCUGGUACAAGAAGAUUGGAGCCCACUAUCAGUCUUUCUCCCAUGGAAACACAGAACUACAGCAUGUCUUCAGUCACAUCCAGUCAUCUGACACUGGGGAGUACUACUGUGAAGCCCGGAAUGAGAUGGGGACACACAGGUCUGAGUCUAUCAACAUCGAUGUGAAAUAUGGCCCAAAGAGCACCUUAGUGUCAGUCAGUCCCUCUGGUGACAUAGUGGAGGGCAGUUCAGUGACUCUGACCUGCAGCAGUGAUGCCAACCCACCUGUGCAGAGUUAUGCCUGGUACAAGAAUGGAAGUGCCUAUCAGAGUAUCUUCUAUGGGAACACAGAACCACAGCAGGUUUUCAGCCAAAUCAAGUCAUCUGACUCUAGACAGUACUACUGCUGGGUCUCGAAUGGAAUUAGUACGGACAGGUCUCCAUCUUUAGACAUCGAUGUUAAAUAUGCCCCCAAAAGCACCUCAGUGUCAGUCAGUCCCUCUGGUGAAAUAGUGGAGGGCAGUUCAGUGACUCUGACCUGCAGCAGUGAUGCCAACCCACCUGUGGACAAAUACACCUGGUACAAGAAGAACGUAACCUCACCAAAAGCAUCAGGACAGAGUUACAGCAUCACUAACAUCAUCUCUGAGGACAGAGGAGAAUAUUACUGUGAGACUGAGAAUAAAUAUGGACGUCUCACCUCUUCCCCUGUAUUUGUGGACGUUCAGUAUGACCCAAAGAACACCUCAGUGUCAGUCAGUCCCUCUGGUGAAAUAGUGGAGGGCAGUUCAGUGACUCUGACCUGCAGCAGUGAUGCCAACCCACCUGUGCAGCGUUAUAGCUGGUCAUACAAGAAGAAUGGAGGUGACUAUCAGAGGUUUUCCAAUGGAAACACAGAACCACAGCAAGUCUUCAACCAAAUCAAGUCAUCUGCCACUGGAGACUACUACUGUGAGGCCUGGAAUGGGAUGAAGACAGGGAGGUCUGAGUCAAUCAACAUCGAUGUGAAAUAUGGCCCAAAGAACACCUCAGUGUCAGUCAGUCCCUCUGGUGAAAUAGUGGAGGGCAGUUCAGUGACUCUGACCUGCAGCAGUGAUGCCAACCCACCUGUGCAGAGUUACACCUGGUACAAGAAGAUUGGCUAUCAGUCUGUCUCCUACGGGAUCACAGGACCACAGCAAGUCUUCAACCAAAUCAAGUCAUCUGACACUGGAGAGUACUACUGUGAGGCCUGGAAUGGGAUGAAGACAGGGAGGUCUGAGUAUAUCGACAUUGAUGUGAAAUAUGGUCCAAAGAACACCUCAGUGUCAGUCAGUCCCUCUGUUGAAAUAACGGAGGGCAGUCCAGUGACUCUGACCUGCAGCAGUGAUGCCAACCCACCUGUGCAGAUUUACAUCUGGUACAAGACGAAUGGAGCUGAAACCUCAAUGAGACAUUCUGGAUGGAGUUACAGGAUCACUAACAUCAGCCCUGAGGACAGAGGAGAAUACUACUGUCUGGCAGUGAAUGAAGUUGGAUGCAAAAGAUCAAAGCUUGUUCCUCUAAAGGUUUUGUGUAAACCAAAGAACACCUCAGUGUCAGUCAGUCCCUCUGGUGAAAUAGUGGAGGGCAGUUCAGUGACUCUGACCUGCAGCAGUGAUGCCAACCCACCUGUGGACAAAUACACCUGGUACAAGAAGAAUGGAGCUUCACUGAAAGGAUAUGAAAACACCUUCCUCAUCACCAACAUUAACUCUGAGGACAGAGGAGAAUACUACUGUGAGGCUGAGAGUAUAUAUGGGAGUCUCAACUCUUCUUCUGUGUCUGUGGACAUUCAGUGUAAAUACACUUAAACUUCUCUUCUUUUGAUCAGAGA